AUGGCCUCUGCGAAAAGGGGUGCCUCAGUUUUGGUGACCGACUCCCGAGAGCGACCUUCUGCCCGGGGAGGACCCCAACGAGCCACCCCCAACCCCGCUCGACCGAGCAGCCGUCUCGUAUCCGUCGACAAUGUGCUGCAAUAUUCGUCCGAUAUACCCUCGGGCCAGCCGAGGGUGCCCCCAGCCCAGCGCCCAACACGCGCCAUGGCCGUGCGACGAAUCAGCCAGGGCGGCUUGCCCACGCUCGCCUCCGCCCGCACCGGCCAGCAAAUCGUUCCCUCGAGAACAACCAAAGUCAGCGAGAAACUCGUGCUGAUACCCGAGGCCCCCGAGGCUGGGGACGAGGAGGCGGGGAGCGACGACGAGUUGGUGCGGCGCGCGUCACUACUUCGUCGUGAGGACGAGAACCGCCCGCUCAAGGACGAGGAACUGGAUGUACUUAGAAAGCGAGGAGGCAUUCGCGGGAAAAGCUAUGCGGAGCGAUUGCCCAAGUUACAACGCGGGGAGAAGGUAUCCCGGUUGACAGCCUACUGCACCGCCCAGUCGUACAAGAUGAAGGCGACGGGUGACUUUUUGCGGAAGACACACGAGGCGAAAACAAAGCUGUACGACGAUUGCCUCUACGCGGUAUACCACCUCCCGCUUCUCCCGGGUACCGAGGGCUAUCGGUUAAGGAGCCGCCCUGUUCUGAAGACACCAGGGACAGGAAAGACCGUCCUCGACCUCGAGAUUGAGCGCAGCGAACGCAGGGACGAGCACGAAGGUUAUUGGGACGAGUAUGCCUACAGCGUACAGGGCGUUGAUAGCAGCCCGGGUGCAGCACCUCUCCUACAGCCAGUGGCGAGCGCCCCAGACACUUUUGGCACCACCGACAACGACCACGAUUCCGAGCAUGUGACCAUCUCCCCCAUCAACCGGCUGGUCCCAGACGCAAAGAACUUUGGCGAGAUGUUUGUCUACUCAUACGGCGUCGUGGUGUUUUGGAAUUUCACCGAGCGCCAGGAGAAGGAUAUUCUCGCCGACCUCACCUUCGCCGAGAACGAGUCGGGCUUCACACUGGCUACGAGCACGCUCGACGAGGAUGAUUUUGAGACGGAGGAAUUCCACUUUGAAUACAGCGCCGACGUCAAGCGCCCCCGCGUCUUCAACGACAUGAUCACCCUCCUCCCCCGGUCAGACCACAUGGUCAAGCUCACCAUCAGCCACGCCAUUGCGCAGAGCACCAAACUCUGCUUCUUCGAGGAGCGCAUGUCCGAGACGAUGCUCGACGCCCAGCACGUCCCCAAACGCCUCGCCCUCACGGGAGAGCUCAACAUGACGCGCACAGAAAUCGUCAAGAUCCUCGGCCGCCUCUUCAAAAGCCGCGUAGACAUCAACCUCUCCUCCAACGUCCUCGACGUCCCCAACUUCUUCUGGGACGCCGAGCCCACCCUGCACCCGCUCUACGUCGCCAUCCGCGAGUACCUCGAGAUCGACCCGCGCAUCCGCGUGCUCAACGAGCGCUGCCGCGUCUUCCUCGACCUGGCCGACAUCCUGGCCGACAGCGUCGCCGACUCCAAGAUGAGCAACAUCACGUGGAUUAUUAUUAUUUUGAUUGUGGUGAGUAUUAUUGUCACGGUGACGGAGGUCGGGUUGCGGUUUGGGAUGUUGUCGCGGGAGAAGGGGAAGGGGGCGGGGGAGGGGGAGGGGGAGGGGGCUGUUGUUGGGGUUAGUGGUGGUGGUGGUGGUGGUGGUGGCAGUGGGGAUCUUGAUCUGAGGUGGUUGCGGGAGAAGAACGUGUCGGUGGAGGAGCUGAGGGUGUGGGCGCGCGCGCUGAGCGAGCGGGAGAGGGCGGCGGUGUGUGGGGCCGAGAUCGUCGGCACGACGUUUGCGGGUGUGUGA
Chaetomium globosum CBS 148.51 is the source of this 1881-nucleotide messenger RNA. RefSeq lists its product as uncharacterized. The record is from RefSeq and is a predicted model, not a curated record. The coding region runs from base 1 to 1881 and encodes 626 amino acids. NCBI's taxonomy places the organism in Eukaryota, Fungi, Ascomycota, Sordariomycetes, Sordariales, Chaetomiaceae. The transcript has 3 exons.